Molecule: messenger RNA, 243 nt
Organism: Caenorhabditis briggsae
Lineage: Eukaryota; Metazoa; Nematoda; Chromadorea; Rhabditida; Rhabditidae
Exons: 2
Coding region: 1-243 (80 amino acids)
Source: RefSeq, a predicted model, not a curated record
AUGUCAACGGCGUCGACAUGGAUUCUGACGACUACACCAACGUCCUCAGCUUCUUCCACCUCACACAUCCCAGACUUGCCAUGCUCAACGUCUGCCUUCAAGAGGCUUUCCAGUUCCACGCUGCCGGACGUCCAUCCCAGAUUUCCAUUCGUUGCCUGUGCAAAAGAGAUGGCUGCAACUUACCAGAGGGAUUCACCACGUUCCUCGAUUUCAACAAGCCCAAUGCCAGAGACGUCUUUCUAA